GACCCCGCGUCCUUCCGCCACGCCGUUGUGUACAGUGCGCGGCACAGUGCAGUGUGUUGGUGUUGGUGGUGGUGAGCGAUGGCGCUGCUGAGGCUGCCCUCCAUCUCGCUGCGCUUGUCCGCCGCGGUCUCCACCGCCGUCUUCGCAAGAGAGACGGCCGCGUUGGCUGCGGCCGGCGUGAGGUGGGCGUCCAAGAAGGCGGGCAGCAAAGUUCGGAACUCGGCGCCCAAAAGUCCGGGCAAGCGCUACGGAUGGAAGAAGUUUGAAGGUGCCAUGGUUCACGCCGGCAACAUCCUCGCCACGCAGAGGCUCAUCCGCUGGCACCCGGGGGCGUUUGUCGGCAUGGGUCGGAACAACACGCUGUACGCCCUGGAGGACGGCGUUGUGCGGUUCACCAAGGAGGUGUACGUCCCUCCUCCGCGGAGCAGGGAGGCCUUCCAGGUGGUGUGCAAGCUGCCGCGAGGCGCCAUGCUCUACAAGACGUUCAUCAACGUCAUCCCUCCUCACCAGGAGGGGCGCUUCGUCCUCAAGGAAAUGAUGUGAGCGGCGGUGCGUCACGCCACUCUUCAGUGGCAGACCUCUCGCGUGAGCCUCAAGCCCACGGACUCGCUGCCUGGGGCUGGGGAAUGUGUGACCGAGUGGGAUCUUGCGUUUUUUCGGUAAAGUCACGUAGGUAAAAAGAAAGAAAAAAAAAGAAAAAUAAAAUAAUAUUUUUAAAAAUAAUAAUAGAAAUAAAAUAGUAACAUUCUUUUUUAUUAGUUUUAUUAUUUAUUUUAAUUUUUACCUACGUGACUUUACCGAAAAAACCUAAGAGUAUGAUUCCUUGCAGUCACGAAAGCUUCAAAUCUAGAAUUGGGAUCUUGCGCGCUGCGAGAGGCACAACUCUGGCUGUCGCCUGAUGAUGCCGCUUGUUGUAAUUACCGGCGAAACGUCACGGCACUCCAAUUGUAAAUGUUGUGGUGGGAUUACUCUCCAACACAACCGGUGUGCUGUACUAGUAACGAAUUGGCACGUUUUGUCUACGUGACAAACCUUACUAAUUGGCUGUGGCGGGUGGUGGCGGUUUGAACGACACAUUCAUAUUUACGCGAUCUAACCCAAAAACCUCCGUUAUGAAUGCGAGAGGAAGUUUCGUCGUCCUGUGUCACACAAGGGUGCACUUGAGCUCCCCUUUUUGCGGUUGACGCUUUAAUAAAAAAAAAUGAAACCCACACUGCAUUCUCGACUGCCUGAUUUAGCUGUUCUGCUGCUGCGGUGGGUGUUGCUGCUGCUGUGAUUUGGUGGCGAAAGUUUGUGAAACGUGUGGGGCAAAUGCAACACUUUGGGUUAGAUUGUGUAAAUAUAAAUGUGUUGUUAACCCAACAACACCUGUAAACAAAACGAGCCAAUUAGUUACUAGUUCAGCACACCGGUGUGUUGAAAGUAAACACAAGACAUUUACAAUUUGAGUACGACAUUUCGCUGGUAAUUACAACCAGCUUCAUCGGGCGAUUUUUUUUUAUUCACUGACAACACAUCGGGUGUGCUAAAUUAGUAACUAUAAUUGGCACGUUUUGUUUACGUGACAAACCUUACUAAUUCGCUGUGCUGAGUGAUGGUGGGUUAACGACACAUUUAUAUUUACGCGAUCUAACCCAGAUAACCUUUAUUACGUGUCGGGCCCAAGCAGGCUUUGAACCUGGAUAAUGCUUACAAAAGCAAUCGCCACGCACAGGGCGGGCGGUGGUGGCUACGCACGCCUGUUUAUCAGAGGUCGCAAUCGGGUACCCGAUACCCGUAUCCUACCCGAUACCCAGCUACCCGUACCCGGCUGGGUACGGGUAGCCGUUUGCGACCCUGGUGCGGCCGUGUAUGGGUACGGGUAGGCCGUGAGUCACUGGUGAGUCACCGUUUGUCACUCAUUUCCCAACGUCUUUUCUCACAAUUCAAGUUCCUAGAAUCAACCCACCCGCGCCUGCAACAUGGCUUCAUCCCAGAGGUCGCAAUCGGGUACCCGAUACCUGGCCGGGACGGGUAGCUGGGUAUCGGGUAGGGUACGGGCACCUGUUUGCGACCCUGGUGCGGCCGGGUAAGGGUAAGGAAUCAAAACCCGUUUGCGACCUCUGCUGUUUAUCCAGCACUGGAGGCUAGGAUUGAUGAAUCUGGCACAUGUUUCGUAACUCCCUUCUCCUGGUCUAACAGGGGGGGUAGGGCAUUUACGGGUGAUUUGGUCACGCAGUAAGUGGAUUCUAUUCUUGCGUAUGGCAAUUUGUUCAGGAGCUAGACUCCAUUGUUGAGGUCUACUAGCCACGACGAGAGGCUUUCAGGAGAGAAGAGAAUUGUGUCGUUUUCCUCUUCCUCCGUAGAAAGAGCACAAAUCACGGUGGUUUACGAUAUGGUCCACAGUUUUGGGUUGCAUGUCCAUAAUCGCACUACUGUGGCUGCCCUUUAUUGCAUCUCUAAUGGUCUCUAUCUCUGCCCAUGAGUUUGAAUUGUAUGGCCACAAUUGCACUGCUGUUGCCUGUGUCUUUAAUUUACUCAUUUUCGUAGGCGUUGUGCACAUCGGCCUGUUGAUGUCCUGAUGCGGUUGAUGGUUACACCACUGGUGUCUUCGAGGAAGAAUGUAAAAGCCAGGAGAUGUGCAAUGA
Molecule: messenger RNA, 2627 nt
Organism: Lethenteron reissneri (Far Eastern brook lamprey)
Lineage: Eukaryota; Metazoa; Chordata; Hyperoartia; Petromyzontiformes; Petromyzontidae
Product: large ribosomal subunit protein bL27m-like
Biological process (GO): translation
Cellular component (GO): ribosome; mitochondrial large ribosomal subunit
Molecular function (GO): structural constituent of ribosome
Source: RefSeq, a predicted model, not a curated record